AUGAAAACAGAGCUAAUGUUAGGAGCCCCAAAUGGAGCAAUUGCGGAAUGCCAUAUAUCAGGUUGGGUACAGGCAGAUAUUUUUACCCGAUGGUUAGAUCACUUUAUAAAAUUUACAAAGCCUACUGCUUCUGAUCCAGUUCUUUUAGUAUUAGAUGGUCAUUAUUCUCACACAAGGAACAUUGACCUGAUAGAUUUAGCAAAACAAAAUCAUGUGGCAAUAAUAUGUCUUCCACCACACUCAACAAACAAGAUGCAACCAUUAGAUGUCUCGUUUAUGUCACCAUUAAAGACUUUCUAUGCACAGGAAAUAGAGAAUUGGCUUCGAGAGAAUCAGCUAAGUACUGUUUCCCCAUAUGCAAUUUCUAGCAUUUUUUGCAAAGCUUACAAUCGAGCUGCUACAAUGGAAACCUCCUGUAAUGGAUUUCGGAAAACAGGACUGGUGCCUAUCAACAGAAAUAUUUUUAGAGAUUCCGAUUUUAGCGUUCAUCGGGUGGAAGAUCGGAUUGACACCGUAGAUCCCUGUGAAGUAGACCAUCAAGGUGAUGAUACAGCACAGCAAAUACAUGAGAAUGCGGCUACUUCUGCUGAUUUCACAGGUGAUAAUCUAGUGAAUCAAGAUGCAAGUACUUCUAUCGCAAACGAAAUUGCAAGCAUCACUAAUUUCGUAGACACUGUAGAAUUUAGAGUGCAACAACGAACACCUAGCCCGAAUUUAGAACAACAAAUACAAUUUAAAUUAGUCUCUCCAACCGAUAUUUGUCCUUUGCCCUCAUAUAAAAAACAAAAUACAGUGAGCAGAAGAUCAGGAAAGGCAGUAGUCAUUACUCACACGCCAUAUAAGAAAGAGUUGCAGGCAAGCUUAGAGAAAAGACAGAUGAAAGCAAUUCCCAAAAAAAAAUUGGAUGCUAAUUUAAACCAAAAUAGCAUCUCCACACAAAAUCAACCCUCCACAUCUGGAGCUAAUAGGUCAAUCAACCAGAACCAGCCUUCUACAUCUAGUGCUAAAAGGUCCAAAAGGAUUCGGAUACCUUCCCACUCCAGUUCAAGUUCAGAAACUAGCGGAAGCCUUAAGUUGGAUGAUUUAUCCUCAGACGAAAGCGGUGGAAGCGAUGCUGAAUUCUUAUUUUGUACGGGUCGAUUUUCUGAAGAUAAGAAGGGCGAAAAAUGGGCCAAAUGCAGCCAUUGUAGUAGAUGGGCACAUGAAGAUUGUGGAGAGAUUGCCAAUAAAAUUUUCAUUUGCACUUUCUGUGAAGGGAAGGGGUUUUUCGAAUAG
This is a messenger RNA of Acanthoscelides obtectus, 1275 nucleotides long. NCBI's taxonomy places the organism in Eukaryota, Metazoa, Arthropoda, Insecta, Coleoptera, Chrysomelidae. The record is from the annotation of a GenBank genome assembly.